Messenger RNA from Cuscuta epithymum, 1062 nucleotides. NCBI's taxonomy places the organism in Eukaryota, Viridiplantae, Streptophyta, Magnoliopsida, Solanales, Convolvulaceae. The record is from the annotation of a GenBank genome assembly.
AUUUUACUACUUUUAUCCUCCUGUUCUAACAAUCUAAAAGUUUACUAUUCUGAAAGUAUGACCGCUACUCAACGUGAUAUCAACACCAAUUUUCAAAAAUUGGAAAAGUUUGAAGGUGUGGAGUUUUGAAGGUGGCAGAAAAAGAUGCAUUUUCUGCUCACCACUUUGAAAGUGGUUUACGUGUUAAGCACCUCGAGACUGCCCGGGGAUGAUGAAAAUGAGACUUUGGAGACAAGCCGACGCCGCAUAAAGUGGGACAAUGAUGACUAUAUCUGUCGUGGACAUAUUUUGAAUGUCGGUUCUAUAAUCGACAAAUUACCACCGUCAUGGAAGGAAGUGAAAAAUAGACUCAAACGUAAAAAGGAGGAUUUGUCAAUGGAGCAACUGGGCCGCCGACUUCAAAUUGAAGAAGACAUUAAGUUGCGGGAAGGUGACAAUGGUAAAAGAACGACCUCCCAAUUUCCUCUAUAAAUGUUAUGGAAGAGGGACAGUCAAGUGGGACUAAGAAAAAUAAAAAACGUCCCGGAAAAUUCACUAAAGGUUCAAGGUUUCAAAAGAAGCCAAAAGAUAAGAAAGUAGGCUCUUGUUGGGAAUGUAGUGGUCCACAUUUUAAGAGGGACUGCCCGAAGGUGAAGAAGAAGAAGGCCCAAUCAAAUGGUCAUCCAACCGGUGGCCAUGACAACCAAGGAUGAUGAAUCUUGGUGGAUCGACACCGGAGCGACAAGGCAUGUAUGUAAAGAUAGGAAAGCUUUUAAGACUCUAAAAGAGUUAGAAGAGGGGCCGAUCUUAUACAUGGGAAAUGAUUCUACUGUGCAAAUUUAAGGAAUUGGCCAAGUAGAAUUGGAAUUAACUUCCGGAAAGAAAUUAAUUCUUAAUGAUGUGUAUUUUGUACCACAAAUCCGGAAAGAUCUUGUCUUCGGUCGCAUCCUAAAUAACAUUGGGUUUAAACUUAGCUUUGAAGCAAAUAAGUUUAUUUUAUCUAAGGGUGGUGUAUUUGUUGGCCAAGGUUUCUAUUGUAAUGACAUGUUCAAACUAAGUGUUGUUAAUAAAGUUGUUAAUUUU